GUGUUCCAUGACUCCGCCCCCGGCUUCCAUUUCUGAACCAAGGGACGCCGCCGCUCGCGUACUCUUCGCCUUUUUUAUGUACACAUUUAAGUAAAUAAACUACGGACUUUGACGAAAUUCGGGACCCUUGCGCGGUGGAAGCGAACGAAUAGCGGUGUUUUUCAAUCGCGGUACGCUGUUUCAAUAGUGGCCGAAGCUGUAGGUACAAUUUAAUCACCAUUUUAACUUUACUAAGCGGCGUUUUUUCCUCACGCCGCCCCGCUCACUCUUCCCCUUGUGUGUGAGUCAGGGCCCGCCUGUAACGUCGGUUUGGCCACGAGGCGAGUCUGUACAGUUGGAUCAGGGCGAUGGCGGAGUUUGGUAACGGACUAGCGGAGGAAUCCCUACUAGAUUCAGACCCCGGACAUCCCGAGUUGGAAGACCCGGGUGUCGGUGACGAAGAACCGGGAUUAGAAGAGGGAGAGGCCGCGAUUGAAGACCCGGUAAGUGAAGGUUAUUGUUUCACCGCAUGUGUGAUCACUGAACACACGCGUGUAGUGUAAUCGUAGCUUUAAGCAACAGUAGUCGAUAUAUUUUUGCUUAUUUUGUCCCCUCCGAUCUAGGGUCACAUGUCUUGUGCGUUACUGCAAUCUUCAAGUCUAUAUUAACCGCCAUUGUGGUUCACGCAGUGCAGUAGAAAAGGGUGGUGACAUGCGUGCUGUCGGCAGCCAUCUUGGCGCAACGGCAAUGCCAGUUUCUCUGCGCCAGGGAGCAGCACGAACCGGUGGGAGGGGGGGAGUGGGGGGCAGACGGAGAUGCAGGAGACAGUAAGGGGCGAGGGUAGGACAGGCCGCCGCCAUUAGCCGCCGCUGUGCGAGUCUACCUGCUUGAGAAGGCGACCUGCUGACGGUAAUAAGACUUCUUUUCCCCUCCAUUUUAAUUGACCGUUAAGCAGGCGGCUGCUGCAAGCGAAGCGCCAGUUCGAACAUGCAAAUGACCAUCCGCCAGCAGGCUAAUGUUAGCAUAUUGCAAAGCGGUAGCAUAUAGUGUUGGGAGCCGAACCGAUCUGUGGACCCAGCGACCGUCAUCACCGGCUACGAGAUGAAUUGCUUUAUGAUAGGGCAGACACCUCAGCAUGCUAGUUUGAUAUAUGUCAAUGCUUAAAUGGAAUUUUUUUCAUGCUAUAAAGCUAGCCGGUUUUAACAUUCCUGGACCAGACAUAGUAGACGCACCUGGCAUUUUUUGGCAUUAUUUGGGACUUGGGUUGGUGUCGCCCAUCAAUGGUGGGCAUAUGAGUUGCUGUGCAUUGAAGCUCGUAUGUUGGCCUAGACUACCUUUCCAAAUACAUGCAUAUAUUUCCAGGUGUGUUACUGACUGGCGGGCAGUGUGAGCGCGACACUAAGCGCAUAAGCAGGGGGCUGCGGUAUUUGAGGGGCUGGGUACGCAUCCUUCAAUGUUUUGCUAGGGCAAAGAGAGUGAAGGGAGGGGUGUGAAUGAGCUUGCAUUGGAAUAUGCGACAAAAGAUUGGUGCUCCAAUGUGGCACUGUCAGGUGACUUUGGCUCCGUCUGUGGAUGUGUGGCUAAAGACGGCCAGUAUUUGAUGUCAUACACAUGAUAUCCAGAUUAAAUAGGCCCCCCAAGAACAACGAUGCCGUUAUUAUCACGUGCAGUGUGACACUGAGCAGACACUCUCCCCAUUUUUUUUUUUUUUGUGAGAUGUGAAUGUAAUGUUGCCUGUGUGUCACUGCACUCAGAUGCACAAAGAGCCUUUACAUUUCAAAUCCUGUCAGCAUAGGCAUUGGCCCUAGAUAGAGCUGGAAUGACUCCCACUAUGCUGCAGUGCACCACUGUCAGGAGGGUCCGCUCCCUGUGUGAGGACACAGACAUAGCUGUGUUCACCGUAAGAGUAUUUCAUCCUUUUGCAGUGGCUUCUCAGUGGGUUCAUCAUCAUCAUCAAGUCUCACUCAUUUCCAGAUUUCGGAUUUUGUCAUAGCUACAACACCAUGAUAACUGGUAUUAUAAUUUUGGAUAAUAGGAAUGAAUGGCAAUGUGUGUGAAUGAAUGUUUGAAUUUUAAUAUGAAGAGAAAUGGUUGUUAAUGUCGCAGUUGAGGAAGGAGUAGUGGUGAAAGUUUCAGUGUUGUUGUCAUGACCGUUAAAGAGUGAUUUAAAUAUGUUCAUAUCGUAAUUUAACAGCAUAUAUUGUAUGUUGAUAAAUGGCAAUAAAGUCCAACUAUCAUGAUACCUUUGAGCUGUAUUCAUCACCACAUGCAAACAAAGCCAGGACAGGAAUCAUCCAUUCUUAACUCUCAGUUAAUAUGAUCAUAUAUUGUUUGAAUAAAUAUGAGAGUACAAGAUUAAUUUCUGAGCCAUCCCUAACUUCAUUGUGCUGCACAUUGAUCCCAGCUCGUGAUUAAGAAGAUAAAGUGAGAGCUGUCUGAGGGGAGAUGUAGAGCCCAUGUUCUGCUGUAUGAUAAUCAAUAGAAUACUCACUUAAUGAAACAUGCACUUACUGCAGCCCUAUUCUUGGUCACACUCUAUGCAAUGUGGUCCCUCCGAUCAGUUUGUCUCAAGGACUGUCAUCCGUUACCAAGGGUGAAGAAGACUGAAUGAAAAUUGAGUAUCUGCACAGAUGGAAACCUGGCAGCAGACUCUACUUCAGUUGUAUGACAAAGCACGUGGAAAAGCAACCGCCCAAAUGUAAAGAAGCUUAAAGAGAAAACCACUGAAAAUAUCGCUCUUGAUAACCAACCAAUGUGUGCGGUGUGCAUAUCUAAUAAAACAGCUGUAAUUGUGCUGUAAGACCAAAAGUACUUUUGAUACACAAUAUAAAACCAUCACUCUUGCUGCACAUAUAUAAUUACUCAGUUGCAUUAUAAACCAUGACGCUCCCUUUGAUUUCGUCGUCUAAUUUCCUAUAUUAACAAAGUUUUUUCACCACUUUUCACUACAUGGAGAGGCAACAAAGAAGCGAGCUGUUCCCAAAGUGGGCUUCUCUUUUCCAUUUGGCAAACAAGCACCUAAUAUUUCCUGGUUACCUGGUCAACGCGUUCCCUUCCAUCUUGUUGAAUGAUUAAUUGGCUGGAGCAGCAACGCUGGCACCUGACCCAACAGCAGGCUGAAAUGUCACAUUGCACUCCAGGGAGCUAGACUUACAUUAGGCAUACCCACUGAGUGUUAAUUUGGAUGACAAGACAGAAAGAUUCUCUCUCUGUUUUCUCUCUGGUUCUCAUGCCGCUGAUUAUGCUCUCUCCUGGGGAACAGCUUGACAAAAAGAACUAUCUCCCUGUUUCCUUACCAAAGUAUCAGGGGCUUACAUGUCAUUAUUAGUGCAAAGGGAUGUUUGGCCGACACAUGUUUAUGUUUUCAUGCGUAGAAUUUAGAGGUGAUCACCACUUGUAAGCAUGUUUUUGACAGCACUUGUAAUCUUGUAUCAGGUACUGAUGUUACGCCUUUAAAGGACUGGCAGCUCUAAAGGAUUUGUGUUUGUGUUGCAGGAACUGGAGGCAAUCAAAGCGCGGGUGAGAGAAAUGGAGGAAGAGGCAGAGAAGCUGAAAGAGCUACAGAACGAGGUGGAGAAACAGAUGAAUCUCAGCCCCCCACCAGGUAUUUGUUCAUGCUUCUUCUUUCAAACCACCCAAUGAAAAGAAAAGAAACCUUAAUGACGCCUUAAGCAAAGUUCACCUCAAUAUAGAGCAACACAUUCACUAAUAAACAAAUCUUGAAAGUUACCAUGCAGCUAUGGAGUGUAUAAGCUGCAGUCCCCUCCAGCAUUGAGUCAAGCAGCUCAUGCCAGAGUUCAACCCUGAUAGUGAUGCCAACAAUAAACUAUUAACAGACAAAUGAACCUAUGCAAUAAUACCGCAUACUGCAGUAUCGAGCCCCCCCUCAACCACUGCAGGGGGAAAUUCCCUCACCUAAACAGCUCUACUCCACAUAUGAGCUCAGUCCUUUCUGCAGCUGGAUAAUUCCUAUUAAGUAUCCAACUCCUGGUCUGAAUGUUGGGCAGAUGUUGAGUUUGACAAAGUUCAAGUCUGUCAUUACUGAUAGAGAAGCUGAAACUCGUCUCCAUUACCAUCAAAAAUAAGGUUACAUAAACAGCGAAAGUUGAAAAUCCCUGCGCAUGUUUUGAGCAGAUGUCUCAUGUGUUGUGCCUUUGAACUUCUGCUGGUCCCCAGAAGAAAAUCUGUUUUGAAAUAUUUGUGGAUAUGGAUAUUUUUCUGUCUUUUAGGUAGUAGCUAGACCAGGUACAUACAGGGGAAUAGCAUUUUAAACAGAUGAGCUUUUGUUCUAAGGCUCAUUCAUAAAUAAAUUGUCUUUUUGACUAUUUGGUCAACCUACAAUCCAAGUUGUUUCUUAUAGGCCGCUUAAGCUUUCAUUAAUUCUUCUUGUUUAACUCCUCUCUGUCUUCCCUCUGCAGUUGGGCCUGUCAUCAUGUCCAUCGAGGAAAAGAUGGAGGCAGACGGCAGGUCAAUUUAUGUUGGAAAUGUAAGUAACUGUCCGUUUAUCUCAGUAGGACCACAGUCCCCCCCUAUUUACUGCAACUUUGGGCUUGAUGAAUUUUUUUUUGUUUUAGGAGGAUUUUAGUGUUGCUUUUUUAAGCACACUGUGAUGAGUUUGAUAUGUAAUAAAUUAAAAUUAAUGCAGAUGUGUCCAUAUGAAGACAAGAGAGCCAAAUUCAACAAUUAAAUGAACAGCACACCAACACAAAAUCCGUUGGAUUACAGUUUUCACAGAUAAGCUUCAACUGAGCAUUAUGACAGAAGACUUCAAGACAACAAGCUGGUAGAUUUUGUUACUUGAGAAACUUUGGGACUGUUUAUCCAUAGUUCUCCUCCAAAAAGCCUCAAGAGUUCACUGUUGUUGUUGCAGUGUCAUUUCUUCAGCCUGUGAUACUCGACAUCUCACUGCACAGUAAAGUUUCUCAGAACAGAAAUAAUAAAUCAAACGUAAACCUUCUCAGCACUCUGUUAAGACCCUGGCUUAUAGGGGUGUAACGGUACAUAAAAAUCAUGGCUCAGCGCGGUUCAGUUAAUUUUCAGUACAGUAUGGGAAACACUAAAUGGAGUAAGUGGGCAGAGAUUUAUGCCGGUCGCUGAUUCGCUAGAGCGCACUGUCACUUUAUGGUUCCUGAACUUAAACACGUGCCAGCAAUGAAAUCCAGGUUUUCUGCUGUGUUUGUGAAUCUGGGGUCACUUUUGCACAUCUGCACAAACAUACAUUUACUAACCUUGCAUGAAUAAGACCCACUGACAAUGAGAGACUAAAGGGGUAAAUGUGAAACAUGUAAGCUGUGAGGAGAAGUCUACAUGUUGUGAAGGUAGCUCUCUAACUGUCUCCUCUUCUUUCGUCCUCUCUUUCUCCAGGUGGACUACGGUGCCACGGCAGAAGAGCUCGAGGCUCAUUUUCAUGGCUGCGGCUCAGUAAACAGAGUUACCAUCCUAUGUGACAAAUACACAGGGCAUCCCAAAGGGUAAUUAUCCACCAUCAUACAGUACCUCAUCACUUUGCAAUGAGCGCAUCAGUAAAUAAGCGGUUAUUAUAGUAAUUGGUGGCAAAUAUUACACAGUCACGGUGUUAGGCAGAACUGCUUUAUCACAGGUUUGCUUAACAAACGCAGUGACGCUGUCUCAUCUGUAUUUGUUGGUGUUUGCAUUUAGUUUGUCGUAUUCGCGUGAUUACCUCCAAAAUAGCUUAACUUGGAUACUCAGAGUAACAAAGGGAAACAAACUGUUAACUGUUAUUUCUGUUUGGGAGUAAAAUGAUUGACUGAUUUGAGUAUCUUGAUUUUAAAAAGCCCUAAAGGUAAGUUAUUUGCCUUCUUUAAAUCGUCCCACAUGCCUGAUAACUAAUAAGAAAACACAUAAAAGUUUAAUUCUGCCAAAGGCUUGAGUGUUUUUGAUUCACUCGCACAUAUCAUACUCUCUGACUGUUGAUGUCUUCUCUCUAGUUCAGGAAUCACCUCUUUACUGUCAUUGUGGGACAGAAAGUUGCAUUGUUGUCUUUUUAAAUACAUUAAUUAAAGAAAAAAUUGACAAGCACAAGUAAUUCAUUAGAUAUUUGAUCUGCUUCUGUCAAAUGUUAAAUCAUGCUCGUGAGUAAUUCUCCUAAUUUUGCUUUUUUUAGGUUUGCCUACAUAGAGUUUGCAGACAAAGAGUCUGUAAGGACAGCCAUGGCUUUGGACGAGUCCCUUUUCAGAGGCAGGCAGAUAAAGGUAAGAUUUAAUUGAAAUAUUUUCUUCAUUAUUUCUUAUUAUGGUUGCUGGAUCCACAUUAAAGAGCGGGAUAUAUUCCAGCUGGUUCUAUGGUCGCCCAUUCAGUAAAAGUGUUAAAGGUUAGCUUAAACUGAAAACUAAAAUUUCAAUGAAUAUUCUCUCAGCUGAUGCUACACAUUUAAAUUAAAUUAUUUACUGAAAUAUUUCAAAUUUCUGUAAUAUUAACGCUCACUUUUGCCUUUAAGGUGGGCGCUAAGAGAACAAACAGACCAGGCAUCAGCACCACAGACCGCGGCUUCCCAAGGGCUCGGUUUCGGUCACGAGGAGGAAAUUUUUCAUCACGCGCACGCUACUACAGUGGCUACACACCGCCAAGGGGCAGAGGACGGGCCUUCAGGUGAGCUGAUGACGGGGCGCCUGAUUCUGACUCUUUGGGAGAACAAUAAACCAGCAUGCACUGCACCUCAUACUCACAGGAUGAACUAGGCAGGCUAAUACGUUGGCAUAAAAUUAGUCUUGCAAUCAGAAUAAAUUUCACUUUUACUGCUUUGGCGAAGAAUUAACUAGGGAGCAACAAAAUUUAGACGUCGAAUAACUCCUCAGCAAGUUUAAAUGUGACCUCUGGUCCUGUUCAGGGUGAGCUCUCAACCUGAUUUUCACCACAGAAGGAACAGCAUUUAGUGAAUUAGUUAAUUCAGUCUGUUCUUCCUCUAUUUUUAUGCUGAUUGAGCGAUCAUGAGAGGGUGAAGACAGUAAGUUUAACAAAAAAAGAAAAAAAUAGAGUUACACACUGGAAUUGGUAACUUCAGUCAGUUUUCUUGUUAAGAUUUAUUGUAGUAAACUGGAAGGGCUAAACAGUAACUAAGUUGUGUAAAGGGAUGGGGAUAAUAUACAUUCAUGGAGCGAUAGAGACAAGUAGUCAGAGCAUUGUUAAUUCUUGUUAAUUUCUUUUCUAUAAAACAUGAAUUCUAGGGUAAUUGUGAUCUCAAUAUCAAAUUUAAUCAUUGUAUCUAUACGGAGAAAUAGAUUGUACUACAAACAGUGGAAGAAACUCAUGUACUCAAAUCAUACCAUUUAAUCAGAUCAAAAAUCAAUCCUAGCAGUUGUGAGACUGAGGGAUUCAUUGCAUGCCGCAUCAGAUAUGAUUUCAGACUGUUUCCUGCACCGUCAUUCACUGUUUUCCAACAGCUGUGACAACAAUCAAUCAUGACGGUGCAUGUGGUUUAUUUCUUUAACAGACAAUUCAAACAUCAGGUAUAGUCUGCAAACACCGUGCGUCAUAUUAAACAUAAGAGAAGCCCGGUGAAGAGCAGACUAAUGUGUGCUAGGAUUCUGGAGACCUUAAGCAGUCUUGUGGGUCUUAGUUCCUUAAAUUUAGUGUUUAAAGACUGUGGUUAAAAUACUCAGUCAGUUUCAGGUAGACAGUGAUCUUUAAAUGAGAAACUACAAAAAUUGUUCAUAACUGGUUUAUUGAACUUUUUUGUACCAAACAUAGAAUAUCUAAUUCCACACUUCAUGUAAGCCCCACAGAGCUCUGUCCGUGGAGCUCUUAUUUGUCAGCUUUCCCACACAUGCACUAAGCUUUGAGACUGAGAUAUUCUGAUUUGACCUGAGACCUCAGGCCCUGCCUUUGUCUUCAUACAUAAUAUUCAACAAAUGAUGCAACAGCAUUUCUAACAGUCAGUCUAAAACCAGUAAACCAGUUUCCCAGAGGGAUUCAUUGAGUGAAGCUUAUCUCGUGUGCCUAUUGCUUCAGUUUUCUCUUCGCUCUUGUUUGUUAAACAAAUUUCCAUUUUCAGUGAGGCAACCUUGUCAUUGUUUCAGAAAGUGUCUGAACUUCAAGGUCAGAAUCUCAAUUCCUACUUAGCCAGUACUACACAUACCAGGAAACCCUCACAUCACCAGGUUACUCACAGGGAUUUGGCUCGAAAUGCAGGACAAGUCACACAGAGAAUCAGGAUUUUAAAGAUUCUUUAUCAAGUUUCCAGGAGCUAAAAGGGCUGAUAGUGACUUAAAAAUCUGAACCUUAAAAAUGAUAAAGUAUACAUGUGUCAGCACAUCAUAAUACACAUGCUGCAAUGAUCCAGCAAAUUGAAAUUUAAAUGUCAGUAAUUGAAUCAUGAAGACGGUCAUGCACUCAGGGAAAGGUUAUGUUGUUGAGUCAUUUCACUGUUUGUCUAAUUUGCAUAUGAUACACAUUCAGAGUCCUGUGAAUGUUCAGUUUUAUUUCUAUCUGUGAAGUCAGCAUGAGCAGCAGACGUUUCCCCGUGUCUAUUUCUGUAGGCUCCAUCUUGAUCAGUUUGUGGAUUCACUCUGUAUGUAACACUCUGGUUGCCUCCUCCUGCCAGGACAGAGGUCACAUUUUUUUCCAUCUUUCAGGGACAGAAGUUACAGCUCAGCUACGUUUCCUCAUCAUCAUGUUUUACUCUAGCUUUUGUUGAGCGAAAUUGUCCGAUAGCUUCCAGGUCCAACUGUUUUCUUUGUGCUAUUAAGCAGGAAAGUGUCAUUUUGACCGGGGUGGCACAGCUGGGGCCCUGACAUAAAUCGAGGUUACCCACCAGCGUAGGCUUGUAUGUUUAUGUGAAUAAGUAAAGCAUUUCUGGUUUGUUAGUCUUGGAGGAUUAUUGUCAGGUUGAUAAUAAAUAUAAGAGCGAAACAACCACAGACAUGAUUUAUUAUUUGACAUUAAAAUCUAAACGGACAUUAACAGUGAUAUUUCUCUUGUUACAAGGUCAUGAAACGUUUAUUUUACUCAGUUAAAGAUAGAAUAUUAAAAGUUCUCACUGAUAAAAACAGAAAUCCAAAAGCCCCGUUUAACUCAUAAUCAUCCAGAGUGUUUCCACUUUAGCUGGCCUUGAUCACAUCUUGUUGAGUGCUUAGUGAGUCCCACAUGAGCUCAUCUCUAGUCUACUUAACAUCAUGCAUUGGUGAACAAACUGCAUCAGGAUCUGAUCUAGAGCUGUUGUGGGAACACAGACAUUGUCGAGAAAAUCACGAUCACUUAACCGUCCUCGUAUUGACCCAUCGUGAGCUUGUGAGGAUGUGACUGUCCUGCACUUACCCUCCAAAAUGUUAGUUUCAUUCAAGUUUUUGAAGUGUUGAUCCGUGUGGGUCACAGGUGAUGAUCUGAGCCUGUGAAAUCCCGAUGUUUUAUAUGUGCUUAAGAAAUUGGCCUUCAGUUGGUGUCACACCCAUUAACCUCAUUAUUAUCAUCAUUUCUCUAAUUUGGCACAUUCAGAUAUUUUGAUGUCGGCCAAAAGACACAUGCUCAUGAUGUGGGAGGAGCUCUUGUGUUUUUUUUUGCAGUGCAUAUAGAGAGCAUACCCAUGCAUGUACAUACACCAUCUUACACACCACACGCAGCACAGCUCAGACUCACCUUUACACCUUUCACUCCCAGAAUGGAGGGUUCAUUACUGCAGCCUGACUUCAGCAUCUAAGCCAAACGACUGCUGGUUUCAGUCCCACUGUGACCUUUUUUUUGUGAUUUUGUUGCCGCUGAAUGGUGCGAUGUGAAACGGUGAGAGGGAGUGUGUCGCGUUUGCUGUCGCCUGGCUUUUGUGUACGUGUGAGGCAGUGUUUGACUGUAUAAUCAAUCGAAUUCUGUCCCCCAAACUGUCAAAUAUGUGUGUACGCUUGUAUGUGUAAUGUGUCUUGCUGGGGGUUUAUGUGUGGUGCUGUUUGUCCUCAAGGUUUUUCCCCACAGUGACCCCAGAGGCGGCUCUCACAGAGAGAGACAGAGAGAGAGAAAGAGGGAGAGAGAGUGCCUUUGCUGUCCCCUUACACCCGCACACUAAUCCUUACCAUGAUAUCUGGAAAUUAAACACUAUCUUCUCUUGAUAAAGCUGCUUUCAGCUCCUCUCAGCACUGUAGUACAUUCUUCCAGAUUCAUUUGUUGUAAUGCAACAACGUGUAUCAAUCAAAGGCACAAAUCCAAGUAUGUCUAUUUAUUUGUGAGCAGUGUCCUCAACAAUGUGUUAUUCGUUUUCAUAAAUAUAUUAUACAAGUAUAUUUUCCCCCCUUCAGUUUACACCCUGGAAUGAAAUUUCAGCAGACCCUGUCUCUGCCCACAAUCGCACCCACACACACCCACACAUACACAUACACACACAUACAUACGCACACACAUGUACAUCAUAUUUAUCACAUUAUACCACACCAGGAAAUUGGUGUCCGUCUUCUUAAGCCAACAAGAAAAAAACUCACCCUCUUUUUCUCUCUCUUUUCCAGGGGCCGAGGGCGAACAACAUCGUGGUAUUCCCCUUACUAAACCCCCCCCCCUCCCCUCUCCCAUACACCCCCUUACUAUCAACCCUUUCCCCUUAUCUGUUCCCAUUUGAAAAAAAAAAAGAAAACACUGAAAAAAAGAAAAAAACACAAUGAAAAAAAGCCCUCUCCUCCCCCAACAAUAAAAGAAGAGAAUCCCAGAAGAGAGAAAAAAAAGACAAAAAAGGAAAAAAAAAAAAACUACUCCUGGACAGAGAGACUGACUGGCCGCAGUGUGCGAUUGUGUGUGAGCGUGCGUGUGCUGGAGGUUGAUGCGGUCGCCCCUGGUAAGGUAUAUGUUGGCCAUCGGGGAAACUAUGGUGGCAGAUUUUUUUGUUUUUCAUUGGUUUUUGAGGGGAUGGAAAGGGGAGGGGGGGGGUACAAGGGGAAGAUGAUGGUAUCUCAGGCUGCAGAUGUGUCUCCUUUGGUCUGGCUGUGACCUCCUGUUUCUUUUUUUUUUUUUUUUCUUUUUUUACACCAUCACCAACACAGCCCACCCACUCACCUUCCACCACCACUACCAAAACAAGAAAAAAAAAUGUGUGGGGUAAACGGCGAAAACAGAAAAAAAGAUACUGUAUUCAUUUUUAAAUGUACCGUAGAAAUGUGAUGCUUCUGAUAGCCAGAGUAUUUGUUGUUGUGUUUCAGUUUGUGGUUUGAAGUCUAUCAUUACCUCCCCUGCCCCUGCCCCCCCUCCCUCAAUCCAACCCCAUCUGUGUUGGCAGUUUUCUGCCCCUUCACCACUCCCCUCCCUGCAUUACUUUAUCUCACGUCUCCCCCGCUCCCUACCUCUUCUUUGGCUCAUCUCACCAUGGAUUGUGUUCUUCUGUCCGCUGCUCUCCAGGCAGUGACGGACCUUCAGUGUUCAGUGCGAUUAUUCAUGUUUAAUUUCCGCUCCUGGGCGGGGCUCCUUAUGUGCCGCCACCUCCCCAUCGCUUGCCCAUCCCUGUCCCCACCUCCUCAAACAUGGCCACAGCUCCUCCUGAUUUCUUAGACAGGCAUCAAUGUUUUUAUUUUGUGCGCCCUGCAUUCCCCCCCGACCCUUUUCCCCUCUCCCCCUCUGUGCUCCCUGUCUCUUCUGUUUCGUCUCUCCCCUUCCCUUUCCCUCCCCCCCUCCUCUCUUUGUAUAUUAGACCACUUCUUGUCGUUUCAGGUUUCAGGACCAGUGGAGGCUGACGACCCCUCCCCAGGUGGCGCCGGCCCCCCCCACUGUCUCUGCAGCGUCUCUCUCUCUCUCUGCUCCCGCUAUGCACACUCACCCCAUCCUGUCCGUGUGGGGGGGCGGGGGAGGGGGGCAGGGCGACCACAGGCCUGCCACAGGGGGCAUUUACUACAACAGCAAACGCUGAUGAUGCUUUCAGGCCCCUUCACACCUCAACUCACUCACACAUGGAUGAAACAAACACACACACACGCACACACACACACACACUUAAACACCUGUUCAACAUACACCACAGCACAUUGCAGUACAGGCAGCACUUAACAGGCAGCCAACCCAACACAUAAUUUAUAUACAGAGCUGAAGACAGCAUAGCUGAGUGGCAGGCAAGUUUGUGUGAAAGUGAGAAAGCAGGACCAGAGGCAAGGGUUUUUUCGGGGGGUGCACAGUGCAGAACUUAAGAGGCCCAUUCUCUGACCACGUGCAGUGAAGUCACGGCUUGUCUGAGGAAGGCAGACGAGCUAACGGCAUUAUUAAUUUAAUAAAUGGAGUGUGCUGGAGCUGUUGUUUUAGGGCUGGGGGAAGUCAGGUGUGGGGUUCGUGUGGAGCCUUUCUUUCUUCUUUUGAAAAGGGGGAGUGGGUUUGAUCAAAUGUUUUGCUUUUUUAAUUUUUAUUUUUAACCCAUGAGUCUGUAAUUAGGGGAAAAAAAAUAAAGACAUUGUGUAAAAAUGAG
Xyrichtys novacula (pearly razorfish) is the source of this 12352-nucleotide messenger RNA. NCBI's taxonomy places the organism in Eukaryota, Metazoa, Chordata, Actinopteri, Labriformes, Labridae. The record is from the annotation of a GenBank genome assembly.